AUGACUUUCGGAACCCUUUACUCUAACGCGGAAAAUUCCCGCUCCAUUGGUAUCCUUUCCAUUGCCAAAGAGAAUGGCCUCGAUAUCAAGAUCGAGGAGGUCCAGACUGGUGCUGCUUUCCCAGCUGAACUUGUCUCCAAGAGCCCUUUGAAGAAGAUCCCCUUCUUCGAGCAGGAGGAUUUCUUCCUUUCUGAGUCUCUUGCCAUCGCCAUCUAUGUUACCUCCCAGAACGAGAAGACCACCCUCCUCGGAAAGAGCAAGCAAGAAUAUGCUCAGAUCCUCAGGUGGAUGAGCUUUGGCACCGGCGAGAUUCUUAACACCCUCGCUGCAUGGUUCCGCCCACUCCUUGGGUUUGAGCCAUACAACAAGAAGAACGUUGAUACCAACCAGGCUACUGCCUUGGCUCAGAUUGGCAUCCUCGAGAGCCAUCUCAGCACCAAGACCUACCUCGUUGGCGAGCGUAUCAGCGCUGCUGACUUCUUCCUUGCCGGAAUUGUCUCCAAGGGAUUCAAAUAUGUCUUCGAUGCUCCAUUCCGUGCGAAGUACCCCAACUUCUCUAGAUGGUGGGCUACCAUUGCCAACCACACCUCGUACGCCGGCAAGUUCGAGUUCAUCGAGGAAGCCGUCAAGUACACUCCUCCAGCUAAGGCUCCAAAGGCCGCCCCAGCUCCAAAGGCUGCUCCGGCUCCAAAGGCCGCUCCAGAGCCAGAGGAGGAGGAGGAGGACAAGCCAGCCCCAAAGCCAAAGCAUCCUCUUGAGGCUCUUGGAAGGGCUGAGUUGGUCCUUGAUGACUGGAAGAGACAAUACUCUAACAGCGACACCCGCACUGGUGCCCUCCCAUGGUUCUGGGAACACUACAACCCAGCUGAGUGGUCGUUGUGGAAGAUUGACUACAAGUACCCCGAGGAGUUGACCCAGGUCUUCAUGACCUCCAACUUGAUCGGUGGAUUCUUCAACCGUCUUGAGGCCAGCCGAAAGUACAUCUUCGGAUCCCUCUCCGUUUACGGCGAGAACAACAAGUCCCACGUCACUGGUGCUUUCAUCAUCCGUGGACAGGAGCACCCACCUGCCUUUGAUGUUGCUCCCGACUGGGAGAGCUACAACUUCACCAAGUUGGACCACACCAACGAGGAAGACAAGGCUUUCAUCGGUGAUGCCUGGGCUUGGGAUAAGCCAAUCACCGUUGGUGGUACUGAAUUCCCACACGCUGAUGGCAAGGUCUUCAAGUAA
Messenger RNA from Orbilia oligospora ATCC 24927, 1230 nucleotides. RefSeq lists its product as uncharacterized. Gene Ontology annotation, cellular component: cytoplasm; nucleus. Gene Ontology annotation, molecular function: translation elongation factor activity. The transcript is spliced from 5 exons. The record is from RefSeq and is a predicted model, not a curated record. Gene Ontology annotation, biological process: translational elongation. The coding region runs from base 1 to 1230 and encodes 409 amino acids. Lineage: Eukaryota; Fungi; Ascomycota; Orbiliomycetes; Orbiliales; Orbiliaceae.